ACGGUCUCGAUAAUAAAUGAUAGAGGAUACAAUGACUUUGCUGUCUCUGCUGGGUCGGAUCAUGCGUUACUUCUUGCUUAGACCGGAGACCCUGUUCUUACUGUGCAUCAGCCUGGCCCUGUGGAGUUACUUCUUCCACACGGAUGAAGUGAAAACCAUUGUUAAGUCCAGCAGGGAUGCGGUGAAGAUGGUGAAGGGCAAGGUGGCUGAGAUCAUGCAGAAUGACAGGCUCGGGGGGCUAGACGUGCUGGACGCAGAGUUCUCCAAGACCUGGGAGUUCAAGAGCCACAAUGUGGCUGUCUACUCCAUCCAAGGCCGGAGGGAUCACAUGGAGGACAGGUUCGAAGUAAUCACUGACCUGGUGAACAAGACUCACCCCUCCAUCUUCGGGAUAUUUGAUGGGCAUGGAGGAGAGGCAACAGCAGAAUACGUGAAGUCCCGCCUGCCUGAAGUCCUAAAACAACAUCUUCAGGACUACGAGAAGGACAAGGAGAACAGUGUGCUGUCUUACCAAACCAUCCUGGAACAGCAGAUUUUAUCAAUUGAUCGAGAAAUGCUGGAAAAACUGACUGUAUCCUAUGAUGAAGCAGGUACAACUUGUUUGAUCGCACUGUUGUCAGAUAAAGAGCUCACAGUGGCCAACGUUGGUGAUUCGCGAGGAGUCUUGUGUGACAAGGAUGGGAACGCUAUCCCCUUGUCACACGAUCACAAGCCCUACCAACUGAAAGAGAGGAAGAGGAUUAAAAGAGCUGGUGGUUUUAUCAGCUUCAAUGGCUCCUGGCGCGUGCAGGGGAUCCUGGCCAUGUCCCGCUCGUUAGGAGAUUACCCUCUGAAGAACCUGAAUGUUGUCAUUCCCGACCCCGAUAUUCUUACCUUUGACCUGGACAAACUGCAGCCAGAGUUCAUGAUCUUGGCGUCGGAUGGUCUGUGGGAUGCUUUCAGCAACGAGGAAGCUGUCCGAUUCAUCAAGGAACGCUUGGAUGAACCACACUUCGGUGCAAAGAGUAUAGUUCUACAGUCCUUUUACAGAGGAUGUCCUGAUAAUAUAACAGUGAUGGUGGUGAAGUUCAGGAAUAGCAGCAAAACGGAAGAACAGUAAUUGCCAGCGGUUCUCUGCCUCACUCUGAACUAAAAACAAACUCUUACAUUUUAAACAUAGUAGAAAGCUGUAGUAAAUACCAUUAAGGUUCUACACAAAAGGAACAGAUCCCUCUGGUCUUUGUUCUUUGCUUAACAAAAGGAGCAAUACAACAAAUUCAUUCUGAGUGAUAAGAAUUACAUUUGUUCACAUGUACCUGUCUCCUGUGACCUUGCUGCUCCUUAGAAACUAACUGUAAUCUUCCAUUUCAGAAUUUUCUUUACAAAUCCUGUGUGCGCAUUUCGUUUGAUUCCAUUUGAUCAUUUCUAACAGUCAAAGGCUCGUUCAGGUGCACGGCAGGGUCAGGGCAGUGCUGCCGCUUAAGAGCAAGUGAUAGGAAUGAUGCUGCUUCUCACUCAUCGGUGUGAUUCUUCAGAAUGAUUCUCAUGUUUCUCAUCUCUUUCUGGUUUUAAUCUGCAGUGAUAAGGUUGUAUAGGAAAAGGUUUGUGAUUAUUGGCCUGUUAUUGAUAUGAAGGAGGAAGAGGAGCCAACUAUUAGCCUGCUACCACAGAACUGGCUCUCUCGCUUUGUUUAACCUCACCCCCCUUAAAUAAAUCCCCACCGAGCAUGUGAUUAGGUAUAGUUAUUGAAUUACCUGAAGCCACAUGUUUACUCAGUCUGUGCGAUACUCUAAUAACAUUUCUUCUACGCCAUAUUGUAUUCAAACCAACUAAUGUUAAAGUUCAACAAAAUACGGUGAGGUCUGACACCUUCCAUAGCAAAAAAUGGCUCUGUCGUGAUAGAAGGAUGCCUGUCAUUCACCGAGACCCACCCUUUACAGUGUUUUUUUGGCAUGGACUUUUCACAGACGUGUAAAGAAAGGAAUGCAAGAUGAAAUUAAUUUCCUGAGUGACUGUUUGGAAAACUAAUUAAAACAGGGCAUUCCGCAGAGCUACCUAGAUGGAAGUCAAGCCUAUUAAAAGACUUCCUUGUACUGCUGCAGAUUAAUUUGUGGUGUUAAUCCGGGGGAAGGUCACUCUAGAACCGUGUGUUGGUAUAAUGUAUAAAUCCCAGGUAGUGUCACUGCACUGUGGAGAUGAAAGCUUGUGUUAGAUCUACAUAAAAAUAUGUUUAGAUCUAGCUUUCAGUAUUUAAUUUUGGAAUCUGUGACUGCUGUAAGUUUAAACAACGACCGUCUGAGUUUGCUCUACCUCUGACAGUUUAGCUGCCUGCUUCAUGAUCGAGAGGCAACAGCCGCGGAGCGCCAGGGCAGCGCGUGUCAGUGGACAGAGCCAGGGCCUGAGCUGGAGGUCAGUAUUUCGGAUGGAUGGCUUACCCCUGUCGCGUCUUACAGCUAUCCUUGGCAUUCCCUCCCCUCACAGGGUGGUCCUGGCCGAUCUGCUGAAGUCUCUCAUCUUGAAGGUGGUGGAGGCUGUCCGCGUUUAGGUCCCGAGGUGAAUCAGGGGUGCAGCGCGUUAACUAGUGUUGUCUGUUUCCUGGGUAGACGCAAUAUUUCUCAUCACCCUACAGCGUUUUGGGGCCAGUGGCUUGCUGAUCCCUAAAAUACUGUGAUGCGUUGUGGUUGUGCAGAGCGGGUGUGUGUCUCUCAAGGCAAAAAUGAAUGAGCACAAAUUUCUGCUGGAGAAGGAAUGUCCGUCUUAGUCUUUCCAUGUUGUCCCUAGGGUAUCUCUUCCCCAACAAAAUUCCCUCCCUUCAUCUGUUUGGAGAUCGUCACAACUCUUAAUUGGAUCUGUUGCUAUUCCCAGUGCUAUUCACGUUGUACACAUACCCUUUAGCAGCCUCUUCUCAUCCCAGACUCUGGGUAGAGCCCCUUGACGCUGAGUAACAGGCAAGUGAAAAGAGGAGUACAGAAGUGUCCCGCACCCUCUGAAGCCAGCAGGCAGCCAGCCCACCACCGGUCCUUCCCCAGAGGAUGGAAGAUUUUGUACUUUUUACAUCUCUUGAACUGUGCAUUCAGUGAAUUUUAAAUGCAACUGUGCAGUUAAAUUGAGCAGCUAACAGGGAAUGUUAAUAAUUGCCGAGCGCCUCAGUUAUUUUAUUUUGAAAAGGUAUUUGAGGUUAGAAUGCUGUGAAAUGAAAACCUUGUGUGAUAUUUUCAUGGGGAGCGCUUAAUCGUGUACUCAGUAAUGCUACAGCAGCAGUAUCCAAACUGUGCUCCAGGCAGAGUUCCUGGUGCAUGUCGUGUUUGCCUUUCCUUUCUCCUUCACAGCUGAUGUUUCCGUUGUACUGGCUUUUCUUUGGAGGGGACAGCCUGGAUGUUUGUCAAAAUGGCUGCCCAGGGAAAAGAAGAAUUAGAGUCAGCAGCCUACAGAACUCUAAAGCCGAGGGACGCUUGUGUAGCAGAGACAUCACUACUAAUCCUUUGAGAAACUGGAACUGGAACAGUGGUCAGCUCCAAAAAAACCAUUAUAGGCUAACGCCGCUUGAGCAAAAAGCUCAUGGCUGCCACUAAGGCUCCUGCAGCUCAUGUUCUUGAGGUUAGCGAGCGUUGCGGGGGGUGCCCGACCUGCUGAGCACAGCUCGCCUGCCGGUUGCUCUGGCAUUCGAGACAGAUGGGAAAAUGAGGUGGCAGGAAUCCGUAGGCAUUCACAGACUCCUGAGGCAGCCGUGAGGAAGCAGUGGGAACGUGGCCUGCUCUGGAAGUAAGCCAUGCUCGCAGGAUUUGGGGAAACACAUAGUGCAGUGCAAUGCAGAACUGCUCGGCAGGCAUGUCUGGAGAUUUACUCCAGGACUCAUUUACUCUGUCACUCACAGGCCUGUCCAGUCAGUUACUGAAUCAGCCCUAUUUCAAGCGUCUGCAGGUGCAACAAUAGAUGUUUUAGCACCUUCAAUUCUCUCUGCAACACUCCCACCUUUCUAGUAGCUCUCUCCUGGCCAAAGACAUUCACGCCAAUGAUCUCUGGUAAGGUUGUUGACUUUUGGGUUUAUUAUUUAAAAAAAAUAGUUAUAGCUACUUUAGGUUUGUUUAAAGAUGAAGGACUAACGGAGAUGAGAGGCUUUGUGCGGUCUUCCACAUACAUGCGCAGUGCCUACCUAUGCUCCCUGCUAGAAGUCUUCAAAGAAGUUUUUAAUGCAGAUCUGGACACCUAUAACUUUCCAGUCGUGCUGAUUUGUGCCAAAUUCUGCUGUGAUACAUACAGCUGCUGGAUGACAAGAUUAACCAAUGUACAUAUUGCUUAUGCAACCUAAACAGUCUAGGGUCUGAUCCUCCACUGCCUUAAUAAUACAUCCUACAUCUGGAAAGCACUGCUGGACACUGUAACCAGAAAUACCCCACGUAUGCUCGAGCCGCCUGGCAGAAUGUGUCACAGCAUCGCAGGGGCAUCCUCGGUGCUGCUUCCCUGCUGCCUGGGCACCUCUGCACGCAAAGGGAGAUGCUGUCCGGCUGCAGUGGCUUGUGCAGACCUGAGAGCUCCCUCUGGCCGUGUUUGUUCGCAGAAUUUUUUGCUGCUUAAGCCCGAGUAGCUCCACUGGUGACAUCUGUUCCUCAAGAGCGUCCCAUGCAGAAAAACAUGAAGUUGCUGCCAAAAAGCAUCCUCCAUACGGUCCAAUAUGAAAAAAUGUACCUUGUAAUUAGUCAUCUCAUCCAGAGCUUGGAAGCGUUUGGGUUUUUCCCAGUGACGUUACAAGCUAACAGUGUAACUCACAUCAUGCAUUUUAAAGAUACUGCCAUUUAGCUUUUCAUUUGGCUUAUGGACUGCCAUUUAGUUUAUCGUUCUGAUUAUAUACCAGUGGGGUGUUGGGCUUUUCACUGGUGUAACGGACGGACUGUAACCAUCCCCGUUUGUAGCUGCUGGUGCAGCCGCGGGGUGCCGGGUCUCGGUCCCGGCCUGGUUAGGUGCGAUCGCAGCUCCGCCUAGUGGCAGGCCUGGCCUCGGCACGUACCCACGCAGCAUUCUGCGAGUAGUUGCUCUCAGCCCGUGUGAAAAAAGUCAUUAGAAGUUCCCGUUGUCCCUCGUGCAGUUCACGAGGAGGUGAAUGCAGGCCCGUUCUCUCAGGCUGAAUUUUAUAGCAGUGCCAGAGCAGCGCGGGCUGAAGGCGUGCAUCCGCAGGCGCAGCUACGAAACGCAGACGCUCAGAUGCUAAAAAAACAGACGUGAAAGUUUGGCACACCACAGUGCGGCCCUGCGGCCCCUGCCAGCUCCCCCUCCCACGUGGGUGGCUUUGCAACCUUGGUGAAUGCAUUUUAAAUGCUUGUUAGUGGGAUCCAAAUGUUUGGCAACAGCGCGGCUUACACAGAGCGCAGCGAUCCAGCUUGGGAGAGUCCAUACUUCACUGGGAGUCUCGGGGGCGGCAGGAGACGCUAUUUUAUUUUGUAUAAAUCGUACGCCGCUUCUUUUGUUGCAACAUCCAGCAGGAGUGGUCUGGGCGUAUUGAUCCUGUCUCGCGGGGGAGGGACAGUCGCAGACAGCAUUGUGAGGCUCGCAUCAGCACUGCGGUCCUACAAUUUCUAAAAAUACAAAAUUUGAAAUGAAUGAGCCUGUUUUACUGAAUAGAACGUUUAGGUAACUAUAAAUAAAUUCCAUCCAACAUCAUGUAUUGUCCACUGACUUGUGAACACAAGGCCAGUACCAACUGCUGCUGAUGUUAUUAUGGUAUUUUACCAUUUAUGUAAGGGAAAAUUAUGUAAGUUGUCAAGUUGUUAGAAUACAAAAGUUAGUACUAAAGCACUGCAUCUGCUUGAGCUGACAGUGUUUCCUACAUAAACACUAACGCUGCAUCUUGAAAGUAAGGGAGUUUUGUUGUUCAGCUGCCUCUUAGAAUAUACGACAUCCUUGCUUUUAAUAUUAAUGUACUGCUAAUGUAUCUGAUACUUAUUUUACACAGAGAAACAUCUAGUAAGUGAUUAUACUAAAGGAAAAAAAAAACCCAAACUCACCAGCCUUUCAUUUCCUGAAGUAGGUUUUUAGGCCUCCAUUCCGAAAGCUGGCUGUGCACCAUCGCAGGGUCAGAAUUUAGAAUGUCCUGCGGAAGUUGGCAGCUGUACAUCCAGAGCUGCUGCCCCUCCGUGCAGUCAGUAUGGUGAUAAAUUACCUCCCUAAACCUGAGGACUCGUAUCUAAAGAGAUAUAUACAGUUAAGUUAAUACUGAGUUGCAGUUUUAAUCACUAUUAUUUAUAUAGUGGUGACAGUCUAAGGCUUAGGUAAGCAGCUGCUUUACAUAUAGUUUUCCUUUAGGUAAGUUAAAGUUGUAGGUAUCAGGUGUCUCUGGUUAUAGAUGAUAGUCUAGACGCUCUGUCAAGCAAAACGUGUGCGGCCAAAGCAGCCGAAGCCUAUCUAAAACCAUAGAUAGAUGCUCACAACAAGAGCAGUUCUUGAGUAAAGUUUUGAAAUCCACUUUCGUGAGCAGCUCAGCUCCUGUGUCUGGGCUGCUCAGUCUUAAGGAAGAAUUCCAAUUAGUUGAGCAAUAGGGAAAUAAAGCACUUUUUUCUGCAUUUAAAUGGCCAACCCUCUAUUCUUUUAAGCCUUUGGAAAUGUGUUAGUACUUCUAGGAAUGUGGAUGCUCAGAUCUACUUCAGCCUUUAUUCCACCAAGUUAAUGAAAUUAAUAACCAGUUACAACAUUUUAGGAAUCUAAAUGCAGAACUAUCAAACCCUGCUCUCCGGGAAUUCAUGCGCUGUAUUCAGGGGUGUGAGAGCAAUUCAGGUGAAACCGUACUUGAUCUGCACUUACUUGAUCCGCACUUGCUUUAAUCCUGGUAGGAAUGAGAGUCCUGAAGUCCAGCUGUGUGGGCUGGCAGUGGGACACCUGCUCAGCGUCCCGCACGUCAGUGCCGGUGCCACCACGCUGCUGCCGCCCCGGGAAGGCAGGCUGGCUCCGUGCCGGGCUGCUCCCGCGCCCCUGCACCCCGCUGGCUCCAGCUGUUCUUGAUGGCCAGAGGCUCCCACAACACAACUGCCAAAGUCCAUGUGUCAUUUUUAAAUUUCUUCCUUCUGGAAAGACAAAUUUAGUUAUGUUGAAAACAUGAUUCGUUUGGGAAAAGUUCUUUAGAGCUAGUUCCACUCUCUAGUGAAUCACUCGCUGCUCCUUGGUACGUCGUUCCUGUGCAUGUAAGCUAGGUACAGAACGUAAGCGGUGGCUAGCCAUGCUGGAUUUACAAAUGAAAUCAACUCUUUAAAAAGUUCAAACCGUCACGUAACUUAACUACAAAGUUGUUAGGAGCGGGGUGUGGAAAAACAACUUUAAAACACGUACUGUGCGAAUGUUACACUGAGCGGCUGUAAAACCGCUUUUACACAGGGUAUUGGGAAACACUCCCUGAGAAACACUCGAGACAGUCAUUUCGAGAAUGAACUGCACGUUUGGAACUCUGCAAGGGCAGGUCAGAGCUUCGUUAACAAAAAUCCUACACAACACACCAGAUAACAAAGCGCAAUGUUUAGGCAAUCCAUCUUGGUUAAGGACAGCUUCCAUUUAGUAGGAGGCGGCUGUAUUAUUGUAGAUAAGAGCCUCUUCAGGCUUGUUUGUAACAUUUUUUUCACUCAAAGCCAGAAAUGUUUUUAAGAUUUUAUCUUUAUUGCAAGCUCAGGGGACACUGCACUUUACUCCUAGGUGGAGGACCACCGCAGGCAAAGCAUUACUGAGAGAAGCAGCUAGGAGUUUGGGCUGAGCCCCACCCCAGCCGGGGCGGCCGUGACACCCUCACACUGUAUAAACCCCACUCAUUCAGAUUAUUGGGAUUAAUGUGGUCUGGAAAACGAACACACUGUGCAGCAGCUGUCAGAAGGCUAGAGGUAAACAGAGCUCCGGUAUGUAAACCAUCCCAAGGGAGGUGACUUUGGGUAAAUUUUAUACUGUUCAGUCCUUAUUUUAUAGGAGGAAAACUAAGUCCCAGAGUCCCACAAGGGCAGGUGAGACAAACGGUGCUGUACCACAGGUAGUACCUCCUCAUCUGAGUUGCAGGUCGAUACCACCUUUAGCGAAGCAUCACGUAACAGCAGCGUUUCGGAGACAGGCUAUGCUCUCUUUAGUCCUGUGAAAGGAAGUGGCUUUAGGAUUUUUAGAAACCCAAUAUAUAAAUAGGGGAGGGGGGAGCGGGUUGUGUUGGUUUUACAAUUUUAGGUUUCUUUAAAAUGUGGACUCAACUACACACGAAAAACCCACCACCAAACCCAACCAUCUGCUUAGCUUCAGUUUAACUUGGUUUUCUUCCCCUCCUACAUGGAGUACUUGCAUUUGGAUACGGUUUACAGCUCAAUAUGCAACAUACAGUAACUGCAUUAAAACCUGGCAAGCCUAAUUUAACAGAGAGUGCAGAAAGUGCGACAUCUCCUUCCCUACCACCUCGACCUUAGGUGAACUGUAAAGUACUUCCUGAACAACCAAAAUGGUAUACACGCUACUCAGACAAAAAUGGAGAUUAACAAACAUUUUAGGAAUACGGAGCAAAGUUCUGCCUCCCAAACUUCUUCAACAUACCUAACGUAACCCAGGGACACCUAUCAGGAACUCAGCAUCGCUUGGUUAACAACCUUCAAUCAGUUUUUAGUUUAAAUUUGAAAGAAAUGUGAUAAAAAUUACAUUAUUUAUUGUGCAUCCAGGCAUUCAUGAGUUACUCGCAAUGAACUUCCACUGGAAGGCUUUAGUAGUGACUAGAAAACGUAAGGCAAAACUUAGGAAAAUACUCCAAACCGUCUGUGUCCUCUUAAUAGCGAACUGAUCAUAGAGAAUAAUGCCCUGAAUUGGCAGCACGUACUGCUUCAUGGUUCACUUUGAGCUUGCCUGCUCUCCAAUGCACACAAGCAUUGAUACAUUUGACUUUUUAACUCUUCCGAAGUGACAUACAGGCAGCACAGGCUUGACAUUUCACAUUGUAAACCUCUUUUGCUGCCCACCCAGCAGUGGUUUCCCAACACCUUCGACUGAUGGAUUAUUAUUGGGCUUUGCAAGUCAGAGCGCCCCAUUUUCAUACCCACAUCACGAGUGCUUGGGAUUCUGAUUUAAUACAGCUUUCCGAACCACCUGCCUGCACGACAAAAGGAGCCUUAGGAUUUGGAAAAAUCUUAGCCAGUGGUUUAAACUUCAUUUUUAGUACAAUAUUGUAGGCAGAUGCUAUACAAUUUGGGCCCACCGCUGACUUAAAUGUUUAUAUUAGUUCACAGUUUUAAGCUUUUUUUUACCUCUUGCAUGGCUGCACACACUAGAAACUUCCCUGAUACUUGCUUUAAGUGGAAACAUUAGCUUAGUUAUGAAUUUUUAUGGUCUUUUAAGCAAUAAUAAGGUCAGACUCAAAUACAAACCAGAUUUGGAAAUGAGGGUUUUGUAAAAAAAAAACAGAACAGGUGCAGGCAUAUUUUCCAAUGUAAAUUUCUUGCAGAAUUGAUGUCACUUUAGGUUAAAUUUCAGGUGGCAUAAACAGAUCACUGUGUAUAAACCUGCAUUUGUGAAAGCAAAAGCCUUGUAAUCUACAAUCAGUAGUAUUGUUCUGGGGCACAAAUAUAAAAAAUACCGUGCUUGGUGACAGUUGCAUUUUUAGUGCAGCCCCGCACAGCCAGUUCUCUUGAUACUCGUUUCGUACUCUCUCAACAGGAGCACUGUCUGCUUUAUCUAUCCAGUUUCUGAAGAUUGCGUAGUCUUUCACAAUUACUUUUUUUUUUUUUGAAAAAGCAAUACAAUGUGUGCUGUAGUAUCAGUGUUCUCAUGACAAACUAUUUAUUUCUAAACAUUUAACAUGGCAGGUUUCUAAAAAAAAUGGAGGUUUUUUUUUUUAAGGUGUAUAAACAAUCAAAGAACAAGUUAAACACUUCUCACAGAGCUCUCAGGAUCUGACCACAGUACAAUCAAACAACAGAUCCGAAACCCAUAGGAACGGCUGCAGUUCUACCUGUUUCUAGAAAUACAAUAGCAUUCUUCCCUCAGUUAUGCAAUACUGUAUCUUUAGCUAUUUAGUUUAACAAAAGAAAUCUAUUUUUGGAAAACUUUGACCUUCUUAACAUAAAUUCUUAGAACACUGACAUCUGAAAUACUUGUCUAGAGAGUAUUGUCCCCAAGACCUCAUUUUUAUAUCUAAAAAAACCAACACAUCCUAUUAUUCCAUCAAAAAACAUGUGCAGUUGUUGAAAAGAUAGCGAGAUUCAGUACCAACCAUAAUCACAAUGUAACAAAAAAACUGGUGAAACCUCCAACUUGGUACUAGAGGUUUCUGCACCUCUUCUAAUUUGUCUCUAAGAGACUAUCUGAAAGACAGCCAAAUGUAAAUACAUCAUAACAUCUUAGCUGUAGUACAAAUAAGGUGGCAGUGCUCUGUCAUUCUAGGUGUACAGGAUGUUGCCUUCACUGUGUAGUGGGUGUGUCAAGAAUAAUUAUGUUAAUGCAAUUGCAAAUUCUGUAUUGUUGUCUAUUAGAAGUGUAAACUACUGAAAACUUGGCCUUGCUGAUACGAAUAAAGUGAUUCAAAAACCUGUCUUUACA
This is a messenger RNA of Falco peregrinus (peregrine falcon), 10509 nucleotides long. It is a transcript of the gene PPM1L, whose product is annotated as protein phosphatase, Mg2+/Mn2+ dependent 1L. Gene Ontology annotation, cellular component: nucleus; cytosol. The transcript has 4 exons. The record is from RefSeq and is a predicted model, not a curated record. Lineage: Eukaryota; Metazoa; Chordata; Aves; Falconiformes; Falconidae. Gene Ontology annotation, molecular function: protein serine/threonine phosphatase activity; cation binding. The coding region runs from base 17 to 1099 and encodes 360 amino acids. Gene Ontology annotation, biological process: positive regulation of canonical NF-kappaB signal transduction; protein dephosphorylation; negative regulation of canonical NF-kappaB signal transduction.